Molecule: messenger RNA, 1009 nt
Organism: Tricharina praecox
Lineage: Eukaryota; Fungi; Ascomycota; Pezizomycetes; Pezizales; Pyronemataceae
Product: peptidase M76 family-domain-containing protein
Exons: 3
Coding region: 184-900 (238 amino acids)
Biological process (GO): mitochondrial protein processing; mitochondrial proton-transporting ATP synthase complex assembly
Cellular component (GO): extrinsic component of mitochondrial inner membrane
Molecular function (GO): metalloendopeptidase activity
Source: RefSeq, a predicted model, not a curated record
GGAACAGCAGGCACGAAUCUUCCUUUGAUCCGCAACAGUGUCGUUACUCUAAACACGCCUCAACCGGCGUUCUAGUCACGUGCAGUACUAUCGUGCCGAUCACGAAUCACGAAAAACAUCCUCAACCGCGGCCACUCCACCCCCACCACAGCACAGCCAGCACCCCACCACAAUCGCCCCACGAUGGAGCAAACCACACCCAUCGCACCACCACCACCGAGCGACAGCACCACCAGCACACCCCCCAAACCCACCCGCGGAGCUCCAGAAUGGUGGCGCCAAAUGUUCUCCCAGAUGACGGGCAUGGGCAUGACCCCCUCCGAGCGCGCCGAGUACGAGGCCGGCCGCGCGCAGAGGCGUAAAGAGGCUCAGUGCACAAAGUGCGAGAAGAACCUCGACUACCUGAUGAACUACAGCCCGAUAAUCCGGUUCAUGCUCGAAAACAUCCAAUCCGCGAACGGCAAGCUAGACAAGAGCAACAUCCGGUGCCUCCCGUGCGGGAAAUUCCAGUCUGGCGGGUUCGACGCGAACUACGGCAUUCUGCUGUGCCAGAACCGCCUUAUCGACCGCAGCCACAUGGAGGAUACGCUGGCGCAUGAGCUGGUACAUGCUUAUGACCACUUGCGCUUCGAUGUGGACUGGAAUGAUCUCAGGCAUCAUGCUUGCUCCGAGGUCAGAGCUUCGUCGCUCAGUGGAGAGUGUCGCUGGACUAGGGAAACCCUCGGGAGGGGCAUCUGGGACCUGACCAAGCACCACCAGGACUGCGUGAGACGGCGAGCGACGCUGUCGGUACGCAACCACCCAAAAUGUGAGGAUGACGAGCACGCGGCCCGGGUGGUGAACUCGGUCUUCGAUUCGUGUUUUGCCGACACGAGGCCGUUCCGGGAGAUCUACCGGUAGUGGGUAGAAUUGGACUCUGAUACCGAUGGACGAACGGUUAUGUAAAUUACUGUAUGAUACCUCAAAGACUAUGAUAGACGAUUAGAAAGAGCCCAGAGACCAGACGGGA